Solanum stenotomum is the source of this 924-nucleotide messenger RNA. RefSeq lists its product as uncharacterized. Bases 1 to 924 code for a protein of 307 amino acids. The record is from RefSeq and is a predicted model, not a curated record. Lineage: Eukaryota; Viridiplantae; Streptophyta; Magnoliopsida; Solanales; Solanaceae. Gene Ontology annotation, biological process: mRNA catabolic process; negative regulation of translation. Gene Ontology annotation, cellular component: CCR4-NOT core complex; P-body; CCR4-NOT complex. The transcript has 8 exons.
AUGAGUAAUAAUUUGCCGGCGUCAACAUUUUCAGAGCGUCGUUACAGGACAGAGCAAUUGAUAAUGAAUCUUCGUGAGAGUAGUAUUCGCGAAGCUGUUCUUAUUGAACUCAACAAUUUCAUCAUAGAGCAGUCAACUGAAGCAAUGCGCAUGGAUCUUGGAUUUCACUUGUGGAACUCUGAACUUACACUCACCAUACUUUUACAGGAAGUAGUAGCAGUGUACCCCAAGCUUUUAGACUCAACAUUAGCAAUGGCGGAAUCUGCUCGACUUUGUAAUGCUCUUAAUGUAAUUCAGUGUAUGGCUUCUCACCCAAAUGCAAGAAUCGGGCUCCUCAAAGCAAACAUACCAUAUUUUCUUUACCCAUUUCUCCGAAUCUCUGAAAAUGUGAUGAGGCCUCUGCAAUUUGUGAAGCUUACCAUCUUGAAUCUUAUUGCUGCCCUAGCAAAGUUCGAUGAGUCAUAUGGGCAAGAAAUUCUUCUUUUAUUGCUAGACACACAAGUAUUUUCUUUAUGCCUGCUCUGCAUCCAUCAUGGUGAUCAACUGAUACGGAAGAUUGCAACACUCAUACUAAUGAAAAUCUUGAUGCAAGAGAAAGGGCUAAAAUAUUGUUGUGCUCUCCCCGCUCGUUUUCUCUUAGUGAUACAAGUCCUGCAUCAACUGGUAGACACAUUUGCUUCUGAAAUCCCUAGUUCACAGCAGCUAAAAAAUGUUGUUCAGUGCUACCUAAGUCUUUCGCGAGUAGCAUGGGCAGGCGGGGUAUAUGAUGCAGUGAGAACCUAUUUUCCACUACAGCUAAUUGACUACAAGUUUGGCAUCAUUAUUCGUGUGAGUCCAUCGUCUUAUUUCUUCCCACAAGAUCCGGAGAUUCCAAUUAUGCUGCAUCAGUUAGAGUUGAAUCUAACUCGUCAACCACCACAAUAA